AUGGUUGUUCAUGAAGAUGAAACAACACAAGCGUUUCGAAAUGUCAUUCAAACUGUUGUUAAUCGAUCGCUAUCAGGCGCGAUUUUACCGCCAAGUACCGCUCUCCUCUCGGCCGCUACUCAACAAUUGUUGGCAAGAAUUCCGCUAACAUUGGAAAAUCUAAAGGCAGCUUUCCGAUGUCUUACUUUACUAUACGAUUUGGAUUCACAAAGAGGAACACAAGUUUUCUCUUCUUUCAUCAAAUGCUAUGCGAGCUCUCCACCACUCGAAAGAGCUAUUAUCGUUGAAGGGAUCCGUACCUCAAGCCUUCCACUCUACUUGAUCUAUUUGUGGUUGUCAAUCGCGGAAAAGGAGUCCAUCAAUUUGGGCACUCCAUCCCCGCCGCGUUCCCUCAUCAUGGCCAUCCUCUAUGGCGGUGAUUUCAUUAAACAAAAGUCACUCACACCGAUUCUCCUUGGAAUGGGCAAAAAUACGCACUACAACUUGGGAAUCGCUUCAACUGGCGAGGUGACAAAGCCGAGAUUGGUCCCUGUCGCUGCUGAGAUCAUUAAAGCCUCCCUUUCCACAUCACAUUCCCUUCUCUUGACAUCUGAUGGAAGAGUCUAUGCGAUGGGACGUUGUGAGGGAUAUCGAACUGGUUUAUCGAGAAAUGAUGUUGCCGCAAGUCCACAACUUGUACCACUUCCAAAAGGCACUGUUGUUGUCGAUGUUGCGGCCGGUGAGGGAUAUUCGCUGUUUUUAACUCGAAAAUCGCUAUACGGUUGUGGCUUAAAUGUGGCCGCUCGUCUGGGACUUGGCAAAGACGCGGGACCAUUUCAACUCCAAAAAAUCCCACUUCCACAAUUGAGGGAAUUGAUUUUGGAUGAGGUUGUGACAACAGAGAAAUUCACGCUGAUCACCACUUCGUCGGUUUCCGAUUUUCUACUUGCUGGCACAAGCUUUGAAAAGAGAAAUGUGACGAAGACGUUCGAGUUUCAUAAAGACUACGACCCAGAAUGGGAUGACAUUUUCGUGCCUUGCAGCACACAGCUCGAGGUGUCUGCGCGAAUCUCAUCGAGGCCACACUGUGGAAUUGUCACCGGACAAGAUGUGAAUCUGAAGCAAGCGAAUGAGAGCUAUACGGUGAGAUUCGUUUUGUUCAACAAUGCUUUGCGCUAUCGUUUUGCGCAUUCGAACUUUAUUGGUGAGGUCAUCUACGCGAUCGAUGGCAUUUUAUUUGGAUUCGAUGUUGCUGAGUUCUCGGUGGAUUCAAAAGGAGGCGUCUACUUGAGAGCCGCUCUUGACACGGGGAUUACGAGAAGGGUUUACUCUGUUUACCGAGGUCGAGUAGCGAUUUGGCCAAAAGAGGACUCGACAUUUGAAACUGCGAGAAGCAACCGAAAAAAAGAAAUCAACAUGAGCGGAUUGGCUAUCGUUUUCCUUUUACAACCGAUCGCGAACACUUCAUAUGCUACAUCAUUGAGCGUUUCACCGGACGGCGAGAAUGCGAUUUUCGUGAUCGGAGAAAAGGAGGAGCAAAAUGAGGGAAAAUUGAGGAAUUGGGCUGGACAGCGCUUGAUUGCUGAACCGAUCAAAGAAGUACCGUUUGAUGCAAAGAUCUGUCUCGGUGGUCGCUCUUGGCCCGUUAUGUCAUCAGUUUUAGCCCAUCGUGUCCCUGAAUCGUAUCGUUUUCUGAAAGGAAAAGUGAUGCACAUGGAAGAGGCUUUUCACGGGAUUCCAAACUCGGCAAAACGAGAAGACUGGCGCUUGGAAGUGAGUCAAAUGGUUGCUAGCUAUGUAAAAGAAGGAGUAGCUAUUUGGAACGCUGAAGUAUGGGAACCCGAGUCUCCAGCACUUGAUUUCGUGAAGAAAGCGCUCGCCGUGCUUGGACUGAAAGCCGUUGGACCAAGGCCAAGCCAAGGGAAAACGAUGAGAGCACUUGUGCCAAUAGUAAAAGGCUCAGCUCAAUCAACAGCUCAAUCAAAUUGUGUUCUUCAAUGCGUUGAUGAGGAUGGAACGGCUGUAAUAGAAACGAAUAGACAACUCCUCGAGCUUCAUUCUUACUAUUUUGUGCUUGCUGGUAAACACGAGGGUCGAGAUUCGUUUGUUGUUCGAGAAAGUCAAGGAAUCGUCGAGAAGAUUCUCGAAGCGAUGGCCAGUCCCGAUAGUCUUGUUCAAUGCACAAGAGAUGAGCUAUGUCGAAUGUUAAUCUUUUGCGAUGCUUACGCAAUGGAUAGCUUAAUCGAUGACAUCAUUAGAGCUUUCUUCAUCAAUGCCACCGCUAGCUGUUUAUUAGAUCUAUCUGGUUUAUAUUCUUGGUCUUAUUACGCUCAAAAUUUCAUCAUUCGUGAGCUAAUCGCUCGCCCGGAUUUACUCUUUUUAUAUACAAAAAGUGAGGAAAUCGAUCAAGAAAUGGCAAAAAGAGCCUGUGAAGCAAUCGAAGCCGGCACUUGUCGCCGCUCCGGGGUGACCACGGAAAACGCGUUAAUGAUUGGGCAAGCUAUUUGGCACUCGUAUGCACAUAUCUACUCAGAUAGGACACAGGUAGACGAGGAGAGACUCCUCUUCACAGCUCUUUCUUUUGCCGCUAUUCAACCGUACUUUACAAAACAAGCUGUUUUCGGGUAUUCGCAUGACCCGGAGCUACAUCGUUUCACCUUUCCGCAAUUAAAGACUCUUUACAACACGACCGCUCCAGACUACAAAGAGUUCCGGGUACAGAAAAGUGACAAUUCCGGCUUGACCGCGGUGGAUCGUGAAGAGUUUGACUUGAUGAACGCUUUGGUGGAAAGUUUAGGCGAUUUCUCGUUUGAGCCUGAAAAAAUGAUUGCAUCGAAAAGGCGACGCCGCAGAACGGAUACCGAACGACAAAAGGAAAACUUGGAUACAAGUAUCUGUGAAGUGGCUGAAGAGCAGGUUGAGACGAAAAGAAACGAGCAGAAACGAUCGCCAACUCCGGAGAUCACAUUUGGCUCAAAGCCUAUGGCCAUUGUACAACCAUCAUUCCACACUGAAGAGAAACUCGAAGAAUCUCCCUCAUCUUCAAGAUUCAAUGAGAAUCUCUUCCCAGCGCUAGGAUUGAACACUCCAAGCAGCUCAAAACAUGGAAAAAGACUCCAAAUGGGCAAUGUCAAGUAUCGACGUUUCCCGGAAAAUGAAAAGGAAAAACCGAAAGAAAGUGUGGCUCCUUGGGCUCACCUCUCCUCUCCAUCCACAUCCAUAUCACAAAAACUCUCAGAGACUCCAAAAAUCGAAGCAAAAGCUCAACCGAUUGUUCGAACAAGGAAUGAGUCAAUGAAUACGAUUUCUCCACAUGAUUCUUUGAUGGCGAUCAUGCAAGAAGAGCAACAAUUGCAGACUGAAAGAUACAGGAGAACGCAUCGACCACUCGCUUUUGUUGAUAUGGAAGAACGCGCAAUCAUUGAACUCAAGCAACUCUAUUUGCAAUCGUUUGGUGAUGAAGUGAUUAUUGAUGUGAUUCGAGUCGACGCGUUAACCGCGGCACCUAUUUGGAAACGACCCACA
Messenger RNA from Mesorhabditis belari, 3504 nucleotides. NCBI's taxonomy places the organism in Eukaryota, Metazoa, Nematoda, Chromadorea, Rhabditida, Rhabditidae. The record is from the annotation of a GenBank genome assembly.